AUGGGUGUGAAUUCCCGCCGUCCUCUACUUCCUGCUCCUACCGAAUCAAUCCUCGAUACUAGCAGCAGUAUGACGGGCACCGACCUGGCCACCGACGUCUCUCGACGCACCGACAAAUCUUCCUAUUCUAUUCCGGACGACGGAAGCCCCAUCACAAUUUCUACAAGACGUCGGUCUCACAAAAAGGAUGAAGAUGAGUCUUCUAAGCUGUCGCGCACAAACCACCAGUCGCAGACUUCUCUUCUCAUCGAGUAUUUUGGAGGCGGGAAAAAUUCCUCUCGCCUUAGCUCACGACCAAGCGUUCGAGUAAAGGUGAUCCCGUCUGGCAGCAGAAGGUCUCGAGAUCAGAAUGAUACAAUUCAGAUCCGGGACAGUGGCAGCAAGCGAAGUUAUACUCGACGCAUAUCUCUUAGCACGCCGUCAAAACAAAGAGCACCUGCUGAGACUAACGACGACCAGAGCAUCACUGACGACGACCAAGACGGACGGCCACUGGAAAUAGAGUUUGUCGAGCGCGAUCAAGGCAGCGAGCUGUCCAACGAGCGAUAUAUCCAGCCAACCUCAGAGAUUUCUUCCAUGCCAGCCGAUAGCAUGCUAGACGGAUCAAUGGUGUCCGGUGUGCCGCGACGCAAACGCAGCCUAAGCUUAGACAAGGCUUCAGGUGCGGCCGAGGUGGACCUUCUCAAAGCUCCAUCGCGACGCAGGAGUCGCAGUCUCAGUCGGGAGCGAAUUGCGUAUAAAGUUGCUCAAAAGUUGAAUGCCGGCGACGUUUCUAGCGGUGGUCGCAAGCAUUCUGGCAAAGAGAUUGAAGCUGAUGCAGGCGAUUUGAAGAAGCGCUCUCACAAAUACCGCGGAGAGGAACAACCCAGUGUUGAGUCGAGCCUCUUGAGUGGUUCGAAUGUUUCAUCUCACCACAAGUCAGGAGACGCCGUUUCCUUCCGCUCUGGCACAUCCAGAUCAUCACUGAACAACACCAAGUUCUUAGAGACCGUUGAAGAUGCGAUUCGACGACUGAUUCUUCCCGAGCUCAAGGAACUGAAGAAAGACCAGACGGCUGGCACGAAUAAAUCCAAGUUCGAGCGUGAUAUAGGCGCGAGUGCUUCUACUUCGAAAGACGACAUCAAACGACGUUUGUCCAAGCAUUCAAGUGCCCCUGACGUCAGUCGAAGUACCAUCGCAGUUGAUGCGAGUAAUGAAGAAACGGUCACCCCAGAAGAGCGGAGGAGACGCCACAAGGAACGCCGACGAGAUAAAGAAACCCCCGCUUCACCUGAGAGCACUAUUCGGAUCCGUAAAGGCUCACGGCCAGAAAACCAGCGGGCAUACUCAGAACAUGAUAUGAUUCGGCGCCAGAGAAGCAAGGGCCUCAGAGAAGCUGCUGCUGCAGGAAUUGUCGGCAGCGUCCUGACAUCCGCCGCCCUCAAACAUCAUGAUUCUAAAUCUAGCCUCGGCAAGAAGUCGAGGAGGCGAAGGUCUUCCAAGGGAAGCAGCAGAAGCGCAAGCCUCCAUGAUUCUGAGACAGAGUUGAUUUUCAACAAACACAAUGUUCCACCAAUGCCGUUCCGCAGUGAUAUUGAUACCGAAUUGACUCGUGAUUCGAUCCUCUCCCAGAGAACUGCUGAUACGGAAACGCCAACGCCACGCCACGUACAGGAACUGAUUCGAGGCUCUUCACGCGACAAGGGUUCUCCGUCGUUAGCUACUCCACCUCGCACUCCACUAGGCAACCAGCGCCGGUUGUCCUCUCCAUACAGUGAUCGUGAGAUACAGAACAGAACGGAAUCUCCUUUUGGCCAUGUUGUACUUGAAGGUGCUGCUGGAGCCAUCGCCGCGGCGGCAGCAGAAAAUCUACUUGGUCAUCACCCAGACCACGAUAUGUUAGGCCCAGAUGAUGAUAUGCACCGGACUCGUUCCCUCAGCCCAAUUCAAAGUGUUGCUAGUGACCAAGAUCUGCAUGAUACGCAUCUCACAGAACAUGAUAAAGAGAAUGAGCUGGAGGACCGUAGAUAUUCCAUCGAAUCCUUAUCAUCUGCGCCUAGUACUGAGUUAGCCAGGUCUACGCGCCCUGAGGGUGUUAGUCUGGAGAGCCAAAGUGAAAUCCUUCGGCAACAUGACGAACCUGGUAUGGAAUUAGGCUACGAAACAACAGUAGCACUGGAGGGUGAUCACGAGGGAAACUGGGAUCAAGAUCACCAUGUUGUCCAUUUUGGGGACUCAAGAGUUGAUGCUAGCUUUACUGACGAGGAAACACACUUGGAAAAUGCCGACUCCCCCAGAAGGCUCACAGUGGGAGUUGGUGCUAGCCCAGAGUUUCUCAUAGGUAAUCCUGUGGAAUCUGCGGUGGCUUCGCUUUUGGACCCUUCCGUACUAGACAACAAGUCUGGCCUCUCUCAACCUCGUUCCCAGGCAGACUCUCUGAACCGUUCUGUAGAUGGAAGUUUCAUGGAAGGAAUAAAUAAUAGCCGACCAGCUAGCUCGCACAGAGGAAGCCCUCUGAAACACGAAUAUGACAUUAAUGCCCACGACGAGAAAUCUUUCACCAAGCGACUCGGCGCUGCCUCGCCUCCACAAAGCGUCACCCAAUCAGAAGAGGCAGUAGAACAUGACGAACAAUAUCCUCUUGACACUACUAUCGUGAAGGAUGAUAAUGAAUUUGAACAUGUGCCUGAAGACGAUCGAUACCAGGAAGAUGAGGAGGAAAUCAUGACCAACCCGUCUUUCAUUCAAGGUCCGAUCGGGGGUGUGUCUCAUGAAAACCGUGACCAUUGGCCGUAUGAUCCUACUCCCGAAAACAGAGAAGUUCAGCUGUCUCCUGGACAUGAUGGUCGUGCUGCUGCUCCUCUUACGGGAGCGUUAGGAGUUGGGCUGGGCCUGGCGGCGGCACAGCAUUCAAAAAGCUAUGAUCAACCAUAUGGUCAGCCUUAUAUGGAUGGUCAUAUUUUCUCAACUCCUCCUGGCGCGAAAGACGAAGGUUAUAUCUCCGCCGCCAACCCAAUGUCUCCCAGUGUUGCAACACCGGAGCCUCACACUAAGUUUAGCACUCUCGAUCAUACCAAACCGCCACUUCUUUUCGACAACGAUGACUUAAACGAAGACCCUUUUAUCGGUUCUAGUCACCAACGCCAUUUCAGCGGGUAUUCGCACGGCAUAGCAUCUCCUAUCUACGACAGUGCCACAGGCCGAGGUAUUGACAGCAUUGAAUCAAAGGAUAUUAUUGCUUUGAUGAAUCAUCUCACUGUCCGAGACGCACAACGCAAUGCCCGAGACACUGAAAUCUUAGUAACCCUUGUCAGAAGCGCAGCUGAAAUGCGUAACUCCUUCGAAGGAAUGAAGAAAUACAUCGCUCAGCAGGAUGAGUUGCUCAUUCAAGCCAACGAAAAACAACACGAACGUACUCGAGCUAUUGGCGGCCCCCGCCCAUUACCUACAUCUAGAUCUGACCGCCAGCUCGCCACAGCUGAUUAUGGUGCCGAUAUCCAAGCGAAACGCAAGAAUGUUUUCAGAAGGGCCCUCAAGAGUCUCAGCAUGAAAUCUUCUAACGACUUGACAAAAAUCGAGGACAUGUUGGAGCAACUUCUCGACGAAGUAGAAGCCCUAAGAGCAGCUCAAGAAGGACGAAGUGUUGGUCAUGCGCCCGGUACUGGGCCCGCCAGUAUCAACUCCAAUGGUCAGGGAGCUUUCAAUCCAGAUGGAUAUGAGCCGGAGGGCCAAGCAGGCACUGGUUCCCCAGGAGAUCAAUCCGAGUUCACGUCAAAUUCGUCACGCCCGUUAGCGGAUACGCGACCUAUGAGCACUCGCCGAGCGUCGGAAAAUCGCAUCAGCACUGUUCCUGAAGGUGAUGAGGAAAUCGAGUCUUAUGAACAACCACUUUUGGAUAGAGAAGUGCCUUACGAUGAUCGAGUCCCAGCUCAUCACGAGCGUGGCCUCUCUGAACCUCUGGGUACACCGCCACGUAAACCCGUUCCCACUGGUGCCUUGAGUCAGGAGACUACUCCGCGAAAGUCAGAUGAGAAGACACGCAAGCACAAAUCUAGUAGCUCUUCCUUUUUCAAAAUCUCAAGAUGGUCCAAGACCACCGCUUCAUCGGUGGGCGAAGGUAUCCGCAACAGCAUCCAACCAACUCGAAAAGAACGCCCGUUGUCUGGAGUAUCACGAUCUGGAUCAGACCUUGCAAAUCAUGAUGCGUACAACGCUGACUUCUAUGAUGCUCAGGGCGAUGACCGGCUUCGCUCCGAUACCCCUCUUGAAGAUCAACAAGAGGAAAACCGUCCGCCAUCGCCACUAGUCCCAUCACAAAUAUCCGAAGGACCCGUGUACAAAGCUCAUCGAGACAGUUUCAAUCUCCAGCACCCUCAGCCACAAAAAGGCCCAACAGAUCGCUACCAGAACCAUCUCGAGUUUCAAGCCCAGGACUAUGCACCAAACUCCCCUACUUCUGAAAGAUGGGGAUCUCAGUCCAGUCUCUCCCGUAUUAGUGGCAACCCCAAUAGAUAUAGCGGUGGUGGUGCUCGCCGUACACCAAUUUCCGACUUGGGAUAUUCCGAGGUGAGCUCUAUGACUGGACCGCCGCGUCCUCCCAAAGUCAAGGACGCAGGACCAUUGGUGCCUCAGCGACCACCCAAGAUUAAGGAGGAAGACGAGAGAUCAACCCACACAGAUCGAUUUAGCUCUCGCAAUUCCAACGCUAGGUAUUCACCUAGCAGCCAGCCCCCUCAGCGAAAGCCUACUGGACCACGACCCAUCACCAGUGCCGGACAGCAGAGUCCCAGCAACAUCAAGCGCACUCGAUACCGUGGCAGCCCGAACCAAAUCGACUACGACGAUGACGACUAUUGA
This is a messenger RNA of Talaromyces proteolyticus, 4836 nucleotides long. RefSeq lists its product as uncharacterized. The coding region runs from base 1 to 4836 and encodes 1611 amino acids. The record is from RefSeq and is a predicted model, not a curated record. The transcript has 2 exons. Lineage: Eukaryota; Fungi; Ascomycota; Eurotiomycetes; Eurotiales; Trichocomaceae.